AUGAGUGUAAUUUUAAAAAAAAUAAAUCGUCUUAAACCUAAAAUAAUAAAAGGUGUAUCAAAUACGCUACAAGGAUACAUUUUUGGAUGCAUGAUGGGACUUUUUACAGGAAAUAAAGAACCAUCUAUCAGAAGUGUCCAUCAAUCAGGAAAAGAUGUUGCAAAGAUUUGUGCAAUUUAUUCUACAGCAGAGACUGUUAUUGAAGCUGUAAGAAAAAACGAUGAUUUUUAUACUCGGGCAUUAAGUGGUGCUUUAACGGGCAGUUUAUGUACAAAAGAUAAGUUUCUUAGUACAUCCAAUUUAUUUGGAACAUUUAGUCUUGGAUUGUAUUCUGGCUUGUCAAAAUAA
Messenger RNA from Vairimorpha ceranae, 348 nucleotides. Its product is annotated as translocase tim22 17-like protein. The coding region runs from base 1 to 348 and encodes 115 amino acids. The record is from RefSeq and is a predicted model, not a curated record. NCBI's taxonomy places the organism in Eukaryota, Fungi, Microsporidia, Nosematidae. The transcript has a single exon.